Triticum aestivum (bread wheat) is the source of this 680-nucleotide messenger RNA. Its product is annotated as heavy metal-associated isoprenylated plant protein 2. Bases 52 to 495 code for a protein of 147 amino acids. Lineage: Eukaryota; Viridiplantae; Streptophyta; Magnoliopsida; Poales; Poaceae. Gene Ontology annotation, molecular function: metal ion binding. The record is from RefSeq and is a predicted model, not a curated record. The transcript has 2 exons.
GUUGUCGUGGUGGAGGCCGGGAUCCAUUCAAUCGACCACGCGAGAGUGUUCAUGUCGAAGAGGACGGUGCUGCGGGUGGACACCUCCUGCGCCAAGUGCAAGCGCAAGGUCAUGCUCGCCGUCUCCAGCCUCCAAGGUGUGGACAAGAUCGAGAUCGACUCGGAGAAGGGCACGAUGACGGUGACCGGCGGCGUGGACCCGGUGGACGUGGUGGAGGCCACCAGGAGGAAGGCCGGGAAGCGCGCUGACGUCCUCACCAUCGGCCCGCCGCCGUCCGCGUCGGCCGCGUCCAAGCCGGAGGAGAAGAAGAAGCCCGAGCAGCAGCAGAAGCCGCAGCAGACAUAUGUGGCGGCGGAGAGGAGGACGCCUGAGCCGCCGGUGACGCUGUACGUGCACCACGUCCCGCCGCCGCCGCCGUCGUGGCCCGCGUACGAGCAGUGCGCCGUCGUGCCCUACCACUACCAGCAGCAGCAGGACCCCUGCUCCAUCAUGUAGCUAGCUAGUUAAUCGUCUCUUCGUGCCAUCGUUAUCUGAAUCGUAGUACUACUAAUUCAUACUAUGUACGUAGGUAAUUCAACCCCGGAUCGAUACCUCUGCGCACUAGCAUCCCACGGUGAUUUUCCUUCGAGAGAAUUAGCUGAACUUUCUGAAUAAAUACAUAAUGUUAUUUUUUUGACAAA